This is a messenger RNA of Melitaea cinxia (Glanville fritillary), 4228 nucleotides long. It is a transcript of the gene c12.2, whose product is annotated as von Willebrand factor A domain-containing protein 8. Gene Ontology annotation, molecular function: ATP binding; ATP hydrolysis activity. Gene Ontology annotation, cellular component: cytoplasm. The record is from RefSeq and is a predicted model, not a curated record. The coding region runs from base 1 to 4173 and encodes 1390 amino acids. NCBI's taxonomy places the organism in Eukaryota, Metazoa, Arthropoda, Insecta, Lepidoptera, Nymphalidae. The transcript has 21 exons.
AUGUAUAAUCCAGCAAUAACGGUUAGACGUAUCGAUGUUUUACUUCGUAUUUUAAACGGUCGUAAAACAAUUGUAUCUUCACAUUUAGUACGUGCCUAUUCUUCUGAGGGUAAAAUUACUAUAGGAAAUGUAAGCAAAGACAUCACAAAGCCGAAAAAGCUAGAAUACGUACCCAGGAAAUAUGUGAUAACUGAAGAUUCAGAGUUAAAAACACUAACACAAAGCACUCUCCGCAAUUUAAGAUGGAUGAUGCAAAAAGACAUCUUAGGUCAGGAUAUGUUUUUAUUGGGAAGACCUGGACCUAGUCGGAGAAAAGUGGCGUUACAGUAUUUGGAGUUGACUCAAAGAGAAUUAGAAUAUGUUGCUUUAUCGAGGGACACAACAGAAGCUGACCUUAAACAGAGAAGGGAGAUCAAAAGUUCCACCGCUAAGUACUUUGAUCAGAGUGCAGUGCGAGCAGCAAUAGAAGGUCGUGUGCUUGUAAUAGAAGGAAUUGAAAAAGCAGAACGAAAUGUGUUGCCAGUGUUAAAUAAUCUUCUAGAAAAUAGGGAAAUGCAUUUAGAAGAUGGGAGGUUUUUGAUACCGGCUUCAAGAUAUGAUAAGUUAUUGCAGGAACACGGACCAGAAGAAGUAUCAAAAUGGCGCUUAGUGAGGGUAGAUGAAAACUUUCGCGUUAUAGCGCUGGGGUUGCCAGUACCGAAGUAUACAGGGCAACCGCUCGACCCGCCUCUGCGUUCCCGAUUUCAGGCGAGAGAUGUCGCCACUAUUGGAUUUGGGGAACAUCUCAACACUCUGAAAGAAGUAGCUCCUCGAGUGGACGCUGUUAAGUUGGAACAGUUGCUGUCUGCUGCUUACGCUCUUAUUAGCCCCGAGCUGCAGCAAAUUAGCUUACCCGAUUUCCCAGUGGACAGCUUGUAUGCUGCUGCCCUUAUUUUGGAAAAGAAUUCAAACAUACCAGUUCAUAAACUUUUAUAUUAUCUAUAUCCUUACAAUACAUUCCUAUCAAGAGACCACAUAAGGAAUGUACAGGCAGUUUUUAAUAAUCUAAAAGUAGAUACUAAAGCGAAUUGGAAUAUAUCCCUCAGAAACGUAGAUUUUAAGGAGAAUAAGUGUACUGUAGAAAUGGAUAUUAAUAGUCAGAUAGCACAAUUUAGUGUAAAUAUUGGUGAUAGAAAGAGUAAGUCAGAGAAGAAAGGUUUUGUAAAAACUGAAUACCAGACUCAACUUCUGAAUGAGAUACUCUUAAGUCAUAGUGUUGGAGAUUUCUGUAUUAUUGGUCCAAAAGGUUGUGGUAAGAGUCUUCUUGUCUCCCAGAUGGCGUCUCUGUUAGAUUAUACAAUAGAACCUAUAGUUUUAUACCAAGAUAUGACGGCUAGAGACCUAAUUCAACAACGCACGACUCUGGAUAAUGGAGAUACCGUAUGGCGAAAUUCAGCUUUAGUUGACGCGGCUUUGAAAGGCCAUUUAGCGGUUUUAGAUGGAUUACAUCGGAUACAUCCUAGCACACUGGCUGUUUUGCAUAGAUUGGUCCACGAUAGAGAACUUCAACUCCAUGAUGGCACCAGACUACUUCGACAUGAUAGAUAUGAUGAUUUACUAUCUUCUGGUCUUACACAAAACGAAUUAGAAGAAAGCGGCAUUAAAAGAAUUCACCCGGCUUUCAGGAUAAUUGCUUUAGCAGAACCUCCAGUGAUAGGUCGCGGACAGCAAUGGCUCUCACCGGAAAUUCUUAGUUUGUUCAUAUUCCACGAGAUGAGAAAUUUAAGUAAAAGUGAAGAGAUAUUUAUUAUUAAUUCAUUGUAUGGAGACAUCUCUAGUCCAUUACAUUCCAUAAUAGAUUUAGCUGACCAGCUAAGACAGUCGGAAGAUAGUACUCUAAAGAAUCUUUCAUCAUCUUUAUCAACAAGGCAACUUCUGCGAAUAGCUAGUCGAAUGUCUAAAUAUCCCACUGAUUCGGCUUAUGAAACCGUCCAAAGAACAUUUUUAGCUAAAUUCCUUCCUAAUUUGGCUAGACGAGCUCUAGAAGGAGCAAGUCAGAAUAGUGGCAUUCAGCUACCUAAGAAAUUUGGCCUUUUUGGUCGAGAAUCUAAAAAAAUCGGUUGUUCUGUUCAAAAUGGUGUAUUAACAAUUGGAAAAACGAGCACAAACGUAUUUAAAACGGAUGCUCUAACUAAAGUGCCCGAUAUUCUAUUCUAUGACGUACCCCAACACAUAGAACUAUUGGAAUGGCUUCUUCAAGAUUUCCUUCUUGGAAACCAUUUACUUCUAGUCGGUAAUCAAGGAGUUGGAAAGAAUAAAAUAGCAGAUAGACUUCUGCAGCUACUGAAUCGUCCAAGAGAAUAUAUUCAGCUACACAGAGACACGACCGUUCAGUCAUUAACUGUUCAACCAACUGUUCGAGAUGGCAUUGUGAUUUACGAAGAUUCGCCAUUAGUAAAGGCCGUUAAAUACGGCCAUGUUUUAGUUGUAGAUGAAGCAGACAAGGCACCUACACACGUUACAUGUAUAUUAAAAACGUUAGUGGAAAACGGAGAAAUGAUUUUAAGUGAUGGUAGACGUAUUGUACCUAAGGACAUGAUAGAAAGUUCUGGUGGGGACGUUUCCAGUUUUAUACCUGUACAUGAAGAAUUUAGAAUGAUUGUAUUGGCUAAUAGACCAGGUUUUCCGUUCCUAGGAAAUGACUUCUUCGCUUCAUUAGGUGACCUUUUCUCAUGCCACGCGGUAGACAAUCCUUCAAUAGAUUCAGAGAUGGAACUACUCCGUUCUUAUGGUCCUGACGUACCAGAAGAUGUGAUGAAGAAACUCGUUGAAGCGUUCGCAGUCCUGAGAAAUAUGGCUGAUCAAGGUCAACUAACUUAUCCAUACUCUACUCGAGAGCUUGUGAAUAUCGUUAAACAUUUACAGAAAUACCCAGAAGAGGAUUUAGCAACAGCGAUAGGAAACGUGUUUGACUUCGAUCGUUACAGCAAAGACAUGGCUGACACUUUGUUAGAGGUAUUACAUGCAAGCGGUCUGCCAACUGAGGGCGUGUUGGAGGGUAGAUCGAAGGAUGCUUUGAAGAAAUUGCAAAUGACUAUUGAAAGGACCAGUGGUAAAGACGUAUCAUCUCCAAAACACGGUAAAGAAGACCCAGAAAAUAAGCCCCAUGUGGGUGGUAAUACCUGGGCCGGGGGGACCGGUGGGAGGGAUACAGCUGGCCUCGGGGGGAAGGGCGGACCUUACCGACUGGAUAAGGGCCAUGACGUACAUCAGUUAUCAGACGCAGAGAAAGAUGACAUUCCAGAUCACGUGAAAAAGGCCGCGAGAGAUAUGAAUAGGAAGAUUUUUGAAGAGAGAUUAAAAGAGAUUAAAAUGAGCGAGUAUGAUGCGAAGUUAUAUGGACAGUUCUUUAGAGCAGUACAACCACAGAUCGGAGCUCUUCGUGGUGUUUUGGCUGAAUUGCAAGCAAAGAAAAAAGAGAGACAAUGGAGCAGACACCAGACAAGUGGCGAAUUAGACGAUGGAAAAAUUAUUGAAGGUUUAACUGGUGAAAGAUCGAUUUAUAGGCGAAGAACGGAACAAGAUCCGCCUCCAGGCGCUCCGCCGGAAAAACCUAAGCGAUUGAGGCUAGUAGUUGACGUAUCGGGCAGUAUGUAUAGGUUUAACUCUUACGACGGACGUCUGGAACGUUCCAUGGAGGCUGUUGUUCUAAUGACAGAAGCUUUGAAAGGUUACGAAGCUAGAAUUAGAUACGAUAUGUACGCUCACUCCGGCGAAGAGUAUGCCCUGGAACUGAUUAGAGUGGAUCGGCCUCCGGAAAAUGAGAAGGAACGAUUACAAAUUAUCCGCACAAUGCAUGCCCACGCGCAAUUCUGUUGGUCGGGUGAUAACACACUACAAGCUGCUAAACACGCCAUCGCAACUCUUGCCCAAGAAGAUGCUGAUGAGGCUGUACUACUCGUGCUCUCGGAUGCUAACCUCAGGAGAUACGGCAUUCCGCCAGAAAGCUUAGGUGCGAUUCUUACAUCAGAUCCGAGAGUGCAAGCUCACGUUAUAUUUAUUGGAAGUCUUGGGGAUGAAGCCAAUGCACUCCUGCGCAAGUUACCAGCUGGUCAUGCCCACGUGUGUAUGGACGUGGCGUCACUCCCACAUAUCAUGCAACAGAUAUUCGCAGCGUCCUUGAUGCAACCAUGAAAUUAAUUUACUAUACAAACUAUGAAUAAAUAAAUAUAUGAAUAGACGCCUCACA